CUACUGAGCAACUCAUUCACUCCCUUGCUAUCCCCUCUUCAGUCUAUCAUGAAUGCUGCUACCAGACUCAUCCACCUUACUAACCGCUCUGUAUCUGACACCCCUCUCUGCCAAUCCCUCCACUGGCCUCCACUCAGUGUCCUCCAUCCCUCUCUGCCAAUCCCUUCACUGGCCUCCACUCAAUGUCCUCCACCCCUCUCUACUAAUCCCUCCACUGGCCUCCACCCCUCUUUACUAAUCCCUCCACUGGCCUCCACUCAGUGUCCUCCACCCCUCUCUGCCAAUCCCUCCACUGGCCUCCACUCAAUGUCCUCCACCCCUCUCUACUAAUCCCUCCACUGGCCUCCACUCA
Staurois parvus is the source of this 352-nucleotide messenger RNA. NCBI's taxonomy places the organism in Eukaryota, Metazoa, Chordata, Amphibia, Anura, Ranidae. The record is from the annotation of a GenBank genome assembly.